Messenger RNA from Saimiri boliviensis boliviensis (Bolivian squirrel monkey), 2805 nucleotides. NCBI's taxonomy places the organism in Eukaryota, Metazoa, Chordata, Mammalia, Primates, Cebidae. The record is from RefSeq and is a predicted model, not a curated record.
CACGCCUGGCCUUUAUCCUUGGAAUAAUUCAGGUAUUUGGUGCCAGUGAACUCUGAUUUCUGUAUCUUGGUGAAAUAUGAGUUGGCUUUCAUCCAGUGACAUAGACUUAUUGACAACUCCUUACCUGGACUACUUGUGUCUGGAGUAAUUUUGCAACAGACCAGUGUAAGUUGCAGGGUGUAGCCCAGAAGCCAGCCAGCUGACAGUUGCUUAAAGGCAUUAGUCACAGUUGUAAUUCCAAAAAUGCAUGAUUCGCUGUGAAGUGCUGCUCCCUGAAGGCAAGAAAUUUAUACUAUUAUCUACAUUUUAAGUGGUUUAAUAUGUUUACCAUGUUUACCAAGAAGUUACUUGCUUCGGAAGAUUGCAUAUGAUGAAAAUUUGUAAUAAUUUCUAAUUUUGAAUAUAAAAAGGCUUACACAGUUUUUAUUCCAGGACAAUCGGUAUUUCCCCCACCUCUGCUAAGUAAACAUUCAACAGAUGUUUAAAUAAUACUGGUUUGAAGGGAUGCCAACUCAUUAGUCUGACCAGGGUGCCACGGCCCAGUUGGCUCUUACCUGGUGACAGACAUCAAUAUCACCUGAACCAAUUGGAGAGCUCAGCUAGUCAACAGCUGCUGCAGCAGGAGCCAUACCCUUGGUUCUCCUAACUAGUACCUUCCCCUCUUCUGAGCCGGUAACCCCUCCUCCCUGCACCUGCCCAAAGAUCACUGGACCGGCAUUUUGUUUGACCUUCCCUUUUACUGCUGGCUGGAAAGGAGGAGCGUCUGACCACAGAUCCUGGAAGGCAUUUCUCUCCCUCACUGCUGCUGGCACUGCUGUGAGAACCUGCUUAUAUCCAGGACCAAGGAGGCAAUGCCAGGAAGCUGGUGAAGGCUUUUCUUUCCUCCACCAUGGUUGACAGCACUGAGUAUGAAGUGGGCUCCCAGCAUGAGGUGGAAACCUCCCCUUUGGGUGAUGGGGGCAGCCCAGGGCCCGAGCAGGUAAAGCUGAAGAAGGAGAUCUCACUGCUUAACGGCGUGUGCCUGAUUGUGGGGAACAUGAUCGGCUCGGGCAUCUUUGUUUCCCCCAAGGGUGUCCUCCUGUACAGUGCCUCCUUUGGUCUCUCUCUGGUCAUCUGGGCUGUUGGGGGCCUCUUCUCCGUCUUUGGGGCCCUUUGUUAUGCAGAACUGGGCACCACCAUUAAGAAAUCUGGGGCCAGCUAUGCCUACAUCCUGGAGGCCUUUGGAGGAUUCCUUGCCUUCAUCAGACUCUGGACCUCCCUGCUCAUCAUUGAGCCCACCAGCCAGGCCAUCAUUGCCAUCACCUUUGCCAACUACAUGGUACAGCCUUUCUUCCCAAGCUGCUUCGCCCCCUAUGCUGCCAGCCGCCUGCUGGCUGCUGCCUGCAUCUGUCUCUUAACCUUCAUUAACUGUGCUUAUGUCAAGUGGGGAACCCGGGUACAAGAUAUUUCCACCUAUGCUAAAGUAUUGGCGCUGAUUGCGGUCAUCAUUGCAGGCAUUGUUAGACUCGGCCAGGGAGCCUCCACUCAUUUUGAGAAUUCCUUUGAGGGUUCAUCAUCUGCAAUGGGUGACAUUGCCCUGGCACUGUACUCGGCUCUGUUCUCCUACUCGGGCUGGGACACCCUCAACUAUGUCACUGAAGAGAUCAAGAAUCCUGAGAGGAACCUGCCCCUCUCCAUUGGCAUCUCCAUGCCCAUUGUCACCAUCAUCUACAUCUUGACCAAUGUGGCCUAUUAUACUGUGCUAGACAUGAGGGAGAUCUUGGCCAGUGAUGCUGUUGCUGUGACUUUCGCAGAUCAGAUAUUUGGAAUAUUUAACUGGAUAAUUCCAUUAUCAGUUGCAUUAUCCUGCUUUGGUGGCCUCAAUGCCUCCAUUGUGGCUGCUUCUAGGCUUUUCUUUGUGGGCUCAAGAGAAGGCCAUCUCCCUGAUGCCAUCUGCAUGAUCCAUGUUGAGCGGUUCACACCAGUGCCUUCUCUGCUCUUCAAUGGUAUCAUGGCAUUGAUCUACUUGUGCGUGGAGGAUAUCUUCCAGCUCAUUAACUACUACAGCUUCAGCUACUGGUUCUUUGUGGGGCUCUCUAUUGUGGGUCAGCUUUAUCUGCGCUGGAAGGAGCCUGAUCGACCUCGUCCCCUCAAGCUCAGCGUUUUCUUCCCGGUUGUAUUCUGCCUCUGCACCAUCUUCCUGGUGGCUGUUCCACUUUACAGUGAUACCAUCAACUCCCUCAUCGGCAUUGCCAUUGCCCUCUCAGGCCUGCCCUUUUACUUCCUCAUCAUCAGAGUGCCAGAACACAAGCGACCUCUUUACCUCCGUAGGAUUGUGGGGUCUGCCACAACGUACCUCCAGAUCCUGUGUAUGUCAGUUGCUGCAGAAAUGGAUUUGGAAGAUGGAGGAGAGAUACCCAAGCAACGGGAUCCCAAGUCUAACUAAAUACCACCUGGAAUCCUGAUGUGGAAAGAAGGGGUUUCUGGUCUAUGGCUAGAGCUAAGGAAGUUGAAAAGGAAAGCUCACUUCUUUGGAGGCACCUGUCCAGAAGACCAGCCUAGGCAGCUUCAACCUCUGAAUUUACUUUUUGAAAUGCAAAGUAAUUUAUUUGUUUUGCUACAUACUGUUCCAGACUUUUAAAGAGGACAAUAAAGCACACUGUGGGGAGGAGCAUGUCAGGAGUGAGCUUGGUUGUUUUAGUAGCACCUGAAUAUGCCUACCUACUCUUUUCCUUUAAAAUGACCCACAAAACUCCAAUUCCCUGUCUUUUAGAGAGACAUGAAGCUGUCACAGGUGCUGGAUGGCAAUAAAAGAUUAUGUUCCUA